AUGGCCAUUCUACGUUACUACGAUGUAAAGGCCUACGAUGAAGCCGAACAGAAGAGAGUGCUGAGGCGACUCCAGGCAGAAGAUAAAUAUGUGGCUUCAUUGCAAAUGGAACGUUGCUAUCAUCUGGAGUAUAGUAAGGAGGAGAAGCAUACGCUGCCUUUGGAGCAAUUACUCAUUUGGCUGGUUAAGCAACCCAUGGAUAGUGGCAAAGAUUUGACCAAGCAACCAAAUCUCAAUGCAUCGGAAAGUUCGGAUCGAGAACUUCUUAUUGAGAUUGGACCACGUUUCAAUUUCUCAACGCCUUAUUCGACGAAUUGUGUGAAUAUUUUCCAUAAUCUCGGGUAUACGGAAGUACGCCGCAUGGAGACUUCAACCCGCUAUUUGAUAACAUUCUAUAUAGAAAGUGAAACCAGGGAUCCUUCGAAGUUUGUCUCUCUCCUGAGUGAUCGUAUGACCCAGUGCGUUUACUCAAGUGAGAAUACGCCAAAGGAGAGUUUCGAUGAGCAAUUGCCCACGCAGCAGGCACCUUGGCAUUUUGUUCCUCUUCUGGAAGAGGGUAUCCAAGCUUUGGAACGCAUUAAUCAGGAACUUGGGUUGGCUUUCAAUGACUUUGAUUUGGAUUACUAUUACAAGUUGUUCAGUGAAACUCUGAAACGUAAUCCCACAACUGUGGAGCUCUUCGAUUGCGCCCAGAGUAAUAGUGAGCAUUCUAGGCAUUGGUUCUUCCGUGGUCGCAUGAUCAUCGAUGGACAGGAGCAACCAAAAUCCUUGAUACGCAUGAUAAUGGACACACAGAACCAUACGAAUCCCAAUAAUACCAUUAAAUUUAGUGAUAAUAGUAGUGCUAUACGUGGCUUCCAGCACGAUGCACUGCAGCCGAAUAUGGUGGCCUUGCCAGGAUCUGUUGGUCUACAACGUGUACAAUCAGAUUUGAUAUUCACCGCCGAGACGCAUAACAUGCCCACGGCUGUGGCUCCAUUUAGUGGUGCGACCACAGGAACGGGUGGAAGACUACGAGAUGUUCAGGGGGUUGGUCGUGGUGGUAUACCAAUAGCAGGAACUGCUGGGUAUUGUGUGGGUGCUCUCCACAUACCAGGUUAUCAGCAACCUUACGAGCACGUUGGCUAUAAGUAUCCCAGUUCCUUUGCCUCACCUCUGCAAAUUCUCAUCGAGGCCAGUAAUGGUGCCUCUGAUUAUGGAAACAAAUUUGGUGAGCCAGUUAUCACUGGUUUUGCCUUAUCCUAUGGCCUGCCAAAUGUUGAUUCCUCCUCCAACCAGGCUCGAGAUGAGUAUGUGAAACCAAUUAUGUUUAGUGGUGGACUUGGAAUCAUGCCUGCCUCAAUGCGUGAGAAAUUGACGCCGCAGCGUGGUCAAUUGCUGGCCAAGAUUGGUGGACCUGUCUAUAGGAUUGGCGUCGGAGGCGGAGCGGCCAGUUCGGUGGAAGUCCAAGGUUCUGGUGACGCCGAAUUGGACUUUAAUGCGGUGCAACGUGGUGACGCGGAAAUGGAAAAUAAGCUAAAUCGUGUGGUUCGUGCUUGCUUGGAGCUUGGCGAUCGUAAUCCCAUCUUGGCCAUACACGAUCAGGGAGCUGGAGGUAAUGGAAAUGUGCUGAAAGAGCUGGUGGAACCAGGUUUUGCUGGAGCUAUCAUUUUCUCCAAGGAAUUCAAUUUGGGUGAUCCCACGAUUACGGCUCUGGAACUUUGGGGUGCAGAAUAUCAGGAGAAUAAUGCCAUUCUCUGCAAGCCAGAGCAUCGUGAGCUGCUGGAGAGGAUAUGCAGGCGUGAAAGAUGUCCGAUUAGUUUUGUGGGCAUUGUAACAGGAGAUGGACGUGUCACUUUGGUGGAGCAAGAGGCGCCUGGCCAAGUGGAAACAGCUCUUACCACCAAGUAUCCGGGACCAAAUCCGUUUGACUUGGAAUUGCAACAUGUUCUGGGUGAUAUGCCCAAGCGAAAAUAUGAAUUGAAUCGGGAAAAGAUAACAUUGAAGGAUCUAGAGUUGCCCGAGGAUCUGCAAUUGCACGAGGCUUUCGAAAGGGUAUUAAGUUUGGUGGCUGUGGGCAGUAAACGUUUCCUCACCAACAAAGUGGAUCGAUGUGUCACUGGAUUGGUGGCGCAACAACAAUGUGUGGGACCUCUACAGGCACCACUGGCGGACUACGCCCUCACUACAGUCUCCCACUUUAGCCAAGCAGGAAUAGCCACAUCGAUUGGUAGCCAGCCCCUGAAGGGUUUACUUGAUCCCGCCGCCAUGGCCAGAAUGUGUGUGGCUGAGGCUCUGAGUAAUUUAGUUUUUGUCAAAAUCAGCGAAUUGGCCGAUGUCAAGUGCUCUGGAAAUUGGAUGUGGGCAGCCAAAUUACCCGGUGAAGGAGCCAAAAUGUUUGAUGCCUGCCAAGAGCUAUGCAAUAUCCUUCAAGAACUUCACAUAGCCAUUGAUGGUGGCAAGGAUUCUCUGUCCAUGGCUGCCAAAGUCGAUGGGGAGACUAUUAAGUCUCCCGGAACAUUGGUCAUAUCCACCUAUGCCCCAUGUCCGGAUGUUAAAGUGCGUGUAACUCCUGAUCUAAAGGGUCCUGCAAUGGGUAAGAAAACUUCUCUGCUAUGGAUCAUCAUGGAGGAUCGAUUACGUUUGGGUGGUUCUGCCCUGGCCCAGGCCUAUGCCCAGCAAGGCAAAGAAACUCCGAAUUUGGCCAGAAGUGAUCUAUUGGGCCAGGCGUUUGCUGUUACACAAACCCUGCUGGGCAAAGGACUAUUGCUUGCAGGACAUGAUGUUAGCGAUGGUGGUUUAUUGACAUGUCUGUUGGAGAUGGCUAUUGGUGGUUUGGCUGGUCUAAACGUUGAUUUAACCGAGCCUUUAACCAAAUUUGUCAACUAUGAUGCCGCAGCCGUUAAAAUUGGACGUCCUGAAUUGGCCCUGCUCUUUGCUGAGGAAUGUGGCUGGGUAGUGGAAGUACUUGAAACAGAUCUGAAGCAAGUACGCUCCAUUUAUCAGGAGGCCGGCGUGCCCAACUACUACCUGGGUGAGACUACCGGAAGUGGUCUGGAUUCCCGAUUCCUAGUGAAAAAGAACUCUACGUCUACACUGAUGGAUAAAACAUUACGCGUUCUCUAUAAGCAAUGGGAACGCACUAGCUACGAGUUGGAAAAACUUCAAAUGAAUUUCGAGUGUGCACAAGAUGAAUUCAACAGUCUGGACUAUCGUCAAACUCCCCAAUACAAGGGUCCUCUCAAUCUCCAGUCCGAGCUUAUAUUAGCUCGCACAUCACAGACAAUUCGGGUAGCAGUUCUCCGUGAGGAGGGUGUCAAUAGUGAACGCGAGAUGAUGGCAAGUCUUUUGAGAGCCAAUUUUGAAGUUCACGAUGUGACUAUGUCGGAUCUGUUGGAAGGACUCACUAAUUUGUCGCAGUACCGUGGAUUGAUUUUCCCCGGCGGCUUCAGUUAUGCAGACACUUUGGGUUCUGCCAAGGGUUGGGCAGCCAAUAUACUGCACAAUACCAAGCUUCAGCAACAAUUCGAAGCUUUUAAAAAGUCUCCAGAUGUCUUCUCUUUGGGCAUUUGCAAUGGCGCUCAAUUGAUGACUUUGAUUCGUUUUGUCGGUCCCACAAAUGGAUCAAAUCCCGAUGUGGCGCUGCUUCAUAAUCGUUCACAACGUUUCGAAUGCCGCUGGUCAACUGUGCGAAUUCCUCCAAACCGUUCGAUAAUGUUGAAAAACAUGCAUAAACUAAUACUCGGCUGUUGGGUUGCUCACGGCGAAGGCCGGUUUGCUUUCCGUGACGAGGAGAAACUUAUUAAUCAAUUGAAUGCUGAUCAAUUGAUCACCUUACAAUAUGUGGAUGAUGUGGGAGAACCUACCGAACGUUAUCCUCUUAAUCCCAAUGGCAGUCCACGGGGCAUUGCUGGUCUCUGCUCGUCCGAUGGUCGACAUUUGGCCCUUAUGCCACAUCCCGAACGUUGCAGUGCCAUGUAUCAAUGGCCUUACGUGCCACCUAAUUUCGAAGUUCCAGUAACCCAAACAGAAAGUCCAUGGCAAAUGAUGUUCAACAAUGCCUACAAUUGGUGUGUCCAAAACGAGAAAUAGUUUUAGCAAAUCCAAAACUGAAGUAUACGAUUACAUAUAUCACUUUUAUCUGAUUUAUACGAAUCUACAUUUUUAUACAAAGUAUAUACAAGAAUUUAUUAAAAAAAAUAAAAACAAGUACAUUAAAUGUAUUCAAUAACAAAA
Molecule: messenger RNA, 4215 nt
Organism: Drosophila willistoni
Lineage: Eukaryota; Metazoa; Arthropoda; Insecta; Diptera; Drosophilidae
Gene: Pfas
Product: phosphoribosylformylglycinamidine synthase
Exons: 3
Coding region: 1-4071 (1356 amino acids)
Biological process (GO): 'de novo' IMP biosynthetic process
Molecular function (GO): phosphoribosylformylglycinamidine synthase activity
Source: RefSeq, a predicted model, not a curated record